This is a messenger RNA of Clarias gariepinus (North African catfish), 1137 nucleotides long. Its product is annotated as low affinity immunoglobulin gamma Fc region receptor II-like. Gene Ontology annotation, molecular function: transmembrane signaling receptor activity. The transcript is spliced from 6 exons. NCBI's taxonomy places the organism in Eukaryota, Metazoa, Chordata, Actinopteri, Siluriformes, Clariidae. The record is from RefSeq and is a predicted model, not a curated record. Bases 1 to 1137 code for a protein of 378 amino acids. Gene Ontology annotation, biological process: cell surface receptor signaling pathway.
AUGGAUUUUUUAAAGCAUGCUGGCACCCAUGAUGUGGACGAAGACAAAUUGAAGAUAGUGGCGAAGACCUUAGCCAGUUCAGCUGCACAGUCCUUGGGCACCCGGCCAGGCACUCCAUCAGAGAGACCACGCCCAGUACUGAGUGUAUCUCCACAGAGCUGGGUGACUGAAGGAGACUCAGUGACUCUAAUCUGUGAGGUUACAGACUCCUCUACAGACUGGACAUUCAGCUGGCACGUUACUGCUCCCUACAGAGAUAAUAAUAGUGAAAUAAGCUAUAAACCCAGGCUUCUUUCAGACAGCAGCGAAGGAUCCAGAGGUUCCUACACUCUCAGUUCUACUGCUAUUGAACACACAGGAGUUUAUGUGUGCAGAGGAAGGAAAAGAAAAAGGUCCUUAAUCACACAUUAUAGUUUUCUACAGCCACUGUGGAUCACUGGUGAAUCUCCUCCAGUCUCUCUGAUCAUCAAUCCCAGCAGAACUCAACACUUUACUGGUCAAUCUCUCUCACUGAGCUGUGAGGACCAGAGACACUCUACUGGAUGGACAGUGAGACGACACACACACAGUAAUAAACUUUCGCAUUGUUCAUGGGCAGCAGUUACAGGAUCUACAUGUAAUAUCAGCUCCCUCUCCACAUACUACACUGGAGUUUACUGGUGUGAGUCUGAAUCUGGGGAAAACAGUAAUCCUGUCAACAUCACAGUGCAUGGUGAGUCUUCACUUGGUGAUGUGAUCCUGGAGAGUCCUGUCCAUCCUGUGACUGAGGGACGUCCUCUGACUCUACGCUGUUUAUAUCGCAACACAAAUUCCUCAAAACUCAGAGCUGAUUUCUAUAAAGAAAGAUCAGUUCUCCAAACACAGACUACAGGAGAGAUGAUCAUCCAUAAGGUCUCAAAGUCAGAUGAAGGUUUCUAUCACUGUAAAUACUCAGAGAGAGGAGAGUCACCAAAGAGCUGGGUCUCAGUCAGAGGUUCUUCACGUGUAGAAGCUCCAUUCUCAGUGCUCAGGCUGAUCAGUAGUGUAGUGGCGGCCUCUCCGUAUCUACUGGUGACAAUCAUUCUGCUGGUCAAAUGUCACAGAGCUCGUGCUCACACUGAUGAAGACAGAAUCGAGAAUGCAGUAAUAGUGGAAUAA